Molecule: messenger RNA, 2775 nt
Organism: Gadus chalcogrammus (walleye pollock)
Lineage: Eukaryota; Metazoa; Chordata; Actinopteri; Gadiformes; Gadidae
Gene: pwwp2b
Product: PWWP domain containing 2B
Exons: 3
Coding region: 1-1788 (595 amino acids)
Cellular component (GO): nucleus; nucleoplasm
Source: RefSeq, a predicted model, not a curated record
AUGUGGUCCCCUGAAGCACCUUUGUCAUUCAACCCAUCUUGUUUUCAUCAUAGGACCGGGCUGUUUUGUCUACCGGACGUCACCGGACGUCUAGCGGAUCUCACAACCAAACCAGACAUAUUCAAGUUGGGUUGUGAAAUCCCUCAAGUUCUGAGCGAGGACCCCGUUUUGAUCGAUCCGAUUGAGGCGUUGCUCAUGCCAAAGGACGAAAACACACUUCCUGAGGACGAUGCAGCCAGCAUACCAGCCCCGUGCCCUGUGCCCACGCCGGUACUGGCUGGAAAGACUCCUUACCCUCCUUAUUUUGAAGGAGCCCCUUUCCCGCAGCCCCUGUGGGUGCGCCACAGCUACAGCCAAUGGGUGCCCCAGCCUCCCCCGAGAUCGAUCAAGAGGAAGAAGAGGCGGACCCGAGAGCCCGGCCGCAUGACCAUGAGCACGAUACGUCUACGGCCGCGUCAGGUGCUGUGCGAGAAGUGUAAAAACACGCUGAACAGUGACGAGGACAGCAAGGACGGCACCGGCAGCAGUACCAAGGGCUCCAGGAAGGAAAACACUCUGCAGAGCGACGACGACGGCAGGGGGCCCCCCACCAAGAUGGUGAGGAAAGAGGACAUCGGCAAGGACGCAAAGAGACGAGAGAACGGGCCCGGCAUCGACAACAGGCGCCUCAGGAGGGACAAGAGGGUGGAGGUAGACGUGGAGAAGGUUCCCGGUGUGGUCAUCCCGCACAGCCCCGUCAUCAAGAUCUCGUACAGCACUCCACAGGGCAAGGGGGAGGUCAUGAAGAUCCCCUCGCGGGUCCACGGCUCGGUCAAGCCGUUCUGCCCGAAGCAGUUGGUGCACAACGGCCUCGGGGAGGACGUCAAGCCGGCCUCCGAUCCCACCAGGGAUCAGCGCCACAUCCUGAACGCCACCAGGUCGGGCCUCACCGUGUCCAUUCCCAAACUCAAACUCACCAGGCCCUACACCACCGUGGGCCCAGAGCACCUGCCCUCUCCAAAGAUCCUCCUGAGGCACCCACCGAGGGAAGAGGACGAGAGCACAGUGGAGUACGAGGCGGAGCUCGUCGGGGGAAACCGGAUGCACAGCCCGCGGGCGCCUGCCCCCUGCCUCCCCGACUCUGAAGACUCCCGGGAGGACAAGAACUCUCUGGCGAUGUGGUCGGGGAGUUCCGGAGAGGAGGCCGGACGGGGUCACGGCGACCUCACCCUCCUCAUUAACUUCCGCAAGCGCAAGGCGGACUCGUCCAGCCUGUCCGUGUGCAGCAGCGACAGCCUGGACGAGUCCAAGUCCUUCAGCUCCGAGGGCACCUCGCCGGAGCUCUGCGACCUGGCGCCGGGCGAGGACCUGUCGGUGACCUCGUCCUCCGUGCCGUCGCUGGACGGCUGCAAGACGGUGCCGCCCAUCACGGUGCGGCUGCACACCCGCAGCAUGACCAAGUGCAUCACGGAGGAGGGCCACGCCGUGGCGGUGGGGGACAUUGUGUGGGGGAAGAUCCACGGGUUCCCCUGGUGGCCGGCCCGGGUGCUCAACAUCAGCGGCAGCCACAAGGCGGAGACGGCCAGCUGCGAGGCCAGGUGGCCCGAGGCCAAGGUGGCGUGGUUCGGCUCGCCCACCACCUCGCAGCUGUCCGUCGCCAAGCUUUCGCCGUUCAGGGAGCUCUUCCGGUCCCGGUUCAACCGCAAGAAGAAGGGCAUGUACCGGAGAGCCAUCCUGGAGGCGGCCAAGGCUGUGGGCCACGUGGACCAAGAGAUCACAUCACUGCUCUCCCACUGUGAAACGGGCUAGGAGCAGAGGAUCUGUCUCUUGAGGUUUUCCUGAACUCUGUCAUCAAAACCCAGGAGGGUAGUACGUGCCGUUGCCACGGCUACUAUUUAUAGGCCUUCCCUUUUUUUUUCUCUUUUUUUCUCUUUUCCUUUUUUUUCUCCCACCAAGCUGGAAGAAAAUGGCCACCAAGGUGGAGCGUUGUUGAGACUGAAUACGGGAGCAAAGAGGACCGGUCGGAGGCCCGCUGCUCUUCUCUGAACUAUUCCACUUUUUUUUUCUAUGUUCUAGAGUUAAGAGGAAUAGCGACACUACAAGAACAUGAAUGUAUUUAUUACUUGUUUAUUAUCAUUGUUGUUAUUGUUAUUAUUAAUAUUAUUAUUAUUAUUACUACUACUACCAUCCAUUAGGUCCACCAUUCUUCCAUGGUCAUAAACAGAACCUAUGAGUUGCUGCUGCUGCUGUCCCAAACCAUCCUGAACAAUCGCUGUGUCCGACUCAAGUCCAAAGUCCGAAAGAAAGACGCAAACACAGUCCGAUGUGCUACGCUAAUGUUGCCUGAAAUUGCAGUUCUCUGGACCAUAGACACCCUAUCCCUCCCCCCUAUCUCCUCACCCAAGGACUGUUGAGGUAGGCUACAAUAUAUUAACAAAGGAAAGGUCUUGGUGAGAUCCAGUUUGCAAACGGCCAACGUUUCCACCCCAGCCUCCUCCUGUCCUCUGGGUGUGUCUCUCAGACGGUAUUAGUGGUAUCAUGUUUGUGAUGUGUUUUAAAGGGGCGAUACCAGUGCCCAAGGUCAACAGAAGGUUCCUCUGUGCCCUCCUCCACUCCUUCCCAUCCAUCCCCCCCCUUCACACCUUUUUUGUUUUAUAUAAAGUUUAUUUUCUGCACCACUUAAAUUAUUGAAUGCAUCAUGUCGAGAACAAAGCACUUUAUCUGUACCAUGGUGGCCUGCUGUGAGCUCUGUGUCACUGACACUAGCGUAAUAUACAGCCCUGGUAGACAUGUGGG